GCUUUCCAGUUCCGGUCACAUGAUAAGUUACGUCACGAUAUUCGCAUGAUCUGAGAAUCGGGCUUGCUGUUUGGAGUAAUAUAACUGUGAUCUUUCUCUUAAUACUGUUGUGUAUUAUUAAACAUUGAAACAAAAUGUCUACAUAUGAUGCAGAUCGUCCACCCUACACCCCAUUCUUUGGCGCUAUGGGGGCUACAGCCGCAAUGGCUUUCAGUGCCAUGGGUGCUGCCUAUGGAACAGCCAAGUCUGGUACUGGUAUUGCAGCCAUGUCCGUGAUGCGACCCGAAUUGAUCAUGAGGUCCAUUCUGCCAGUCGUCAUGGCUGGUAUCAUCGCCAUCUAUGGCCUCGUUGUGGCUGCCCUAAUUGCAAACAGCAUAGAUGGAAAUUAUGACCUCUUCAGGAGUUUUUGCCAUCUAGGAGCUGGUCUUAGUGUGGGUCUCAGUGGACUGGCAGCAGGUUUUGCAGUUGGUGUUGUAGGCGACGCUGGUGUCAGGGGAACAGCACAACAACCACGAUUAUUUGUGGGCAUGGUCCUUAUCCUUAUUUUCGCUGAAGUGUUGGGUUUAUACGGACUUAUUGUGGCGCUUAUCUUGGCCACCAAAUCAAAGAACUAAGAUCUAUGGCGCUUCUACCUAUCAUGUUUAAUUUGUGAGCCUGCAAGAAAACUCCGUAGUGAAUAAGUAAAAGAUGAAAAUCCAGUGUUGUUAAACCUUUAUUUAUUAUGAAUAUUUAUCUGUGACCGGUUUCACUUUAACAACUUUAACAAAUAAUAAGAACAAACACCGUUUGCCCAAUGUGUGGCACUUCACAUAUCCGUUCAAAACAUCAAAAUGUGACGAGUGAGUUUAUUGCCAUGAAUAUAGCAUAAUCAUGUGCAUCUUUGAUUUAAUUGACCAUACUUGUACAUAAUAAAGUGGCAAAUAAGGCAGAAGUUUCUCUGGUAACUGGUCACAUUUUGAUGAUUUGAAGGGCGCCAUUUUGUAUGUUUGAGGAAGAUUCUCUUUCACAGCUCUGCUUCAUUGAACACAUGGAGCCAUAUAUUUUUACCUUCAGUAAAAAAAAUGUGUUCUCACUAAUUGUAUUUAAUGGCUAAGAGUUAUGGAAGAUUUCUUAUGUACUACUGUUGUAUGUUAAGUGUGAUUUGACAUAUGUAGAUGUGUAAUAUAUACCAUUACUGUACAUAGAAUAGACUUCAUUGUGAUGGAAAACAAAUUGAAAUACAGGGUUAGAUAAGGUAAAAAUCGAUCUGGAUUCAGCAUGUUGUUUAUAUUCCUAUUUUCAACUUACAAGUAGUCUAAAUUAGAUGCGAUGAAUCUAUUCUGCUGCAGUUUUCAUGUGUAAAUAGGUUUUGUUUUUUCUUCUUCAGUUAAUCCAUCUUUGAUUUGUUUUUUAUUCAAAUAGUAGUCGAUAUAAAUAAUCUGUGAUCAUUUGAAUUUCUGAUCAUCUGUUCUGUUAAAUGUGGCAUGCACACUGCAUUGAAAAACUGCAUUUAUCAGAACUGAAAUUGAUUUAUCUCUAUUGAAUUGCUCAUCGUUUUAAUUUUACUAACCAAGAUACUCUUAUAGUAAGUUUAAUGUAUACAUCGCAGAAAUUCUUCAGCUUGUGUACAUUGCUAGUUUGCUUUUAUACUUGAAUACAGAUGUAAAAAAAAAAUGUCAAAUGAAAUAACAUGAUUUGAAUUCAACUUAUAAAUUAUUUAUAUUAUACAUGCCUAUUGUUAAAGGCAAAAUUGGAUUUAAUAGGCCAGUUAUAAUUAUUUAUUAAAAAGUGAGCAGGCAUAGUGGACAUAUGCUUUUCUAUUUACACAAAUUAUGAAUAAAAUAAAUGUUUCCAUUAAAAAAAAUAAUGUACAAAUAUUAGCCUGCUUCGUGUUGGCUUAAGUUUAAAUUAAACAGAAAUGUAUGUUACAGAGGAAUACAAGUACAGUAGACCAAUGUAUGGAUGGCAUCGAGGCUUUGCCCUCUCUAGAAAUCCCUUUGUGUUUUCAUUCUAGCUUAAACCUGGAAAGUGAGCACAGCACUGCAUCAAGACAUGGGAACACAAUAAAUGUACGAGUGGGUGGUGUGUUAACUUUCUGGGUGUAUGGCUUAGUGGUGUCAGUGAAACCAAACAUUCCAUCACAUUAUGUGUGGCCGUUCCUGUAUAGGGUUCUCAUUUCAUUUAUAGCUGUUCUAUCAGUAACAAUUGUUUGUAUAUGUGCAAAUAAACUGGAAGUAAACGAAAAAA
This is a messenger RNA of Mya arenaria, 2226 nucleotides long. RefSeq names its product V-type proton ATPase 16 kDa proteolipid subunit c-like. Gene Ontology annotation, cellular component: proton-transporting V-type ATPase, V0 domain. Gene Ontology annotation, biological process: proton transmembrane transport. Lineage: Eukaryota; Metazoa; Mollusca; Bivalvia; Myida; Myidae. The coding region runs from base 135 to 614 and encodes 159 amino acids. Gene Ontology annotation, molecular function: proton-transporting ATPase activity, rotational mechanism. The transcript is spliced from 3 exons. The record is from RefSeq and is a predicted model, not a curated record.